AUGGCCGGAGACGGAUUGAAGACGUGUUUUCCUGGCGGAGAAGCGGCGGGACCUCCGUACGCGGCGGCAAAAACAUCGGUGUGGUGGGAUAUAGAGAAUUGUCAGGUGCCCAAGGGAUGCGACGCCUAUACAAUCGGUCAGAAUAUAAACACGGCAUUAAUGAAGAUGAACUAUCAUGGACCAGUCACCAUUUCCGCCUAUGGCGAUACCAAUGGCAUUCCGUCGUCCAUUCAACGAGCCCUCUCUAAUACUGGAAUCAGUCUCAAUCACGUCCCGGCCGGGGUUAAGGAUGCUUGUGAUAAGAAAAUUUUGGUGGAUAUGAUACUUUGGGCAGUGGACAAUCCUGCACCUGCCAAUUAUUUGCUUAUUUCAGGAAGCACGGAUUUCUCCCAUGCCAUUUAUCAGUUACGAAUGAGGAGAUAUAACAUUCUUCUAGCACAACCUUUUAAUGCUUCUCAUGCUCUUACUGCUGCUGCCACAAAUGUGUGGCAAUGGACAAGCCUUGCUGCUGGAAGAUAUCCACGAGAAGUUGCUUUUCGUACUAACACAUUGCGUCAAGAAUCUAUACCGACUCCAAUUUUUGAACCUACAUCAGCAAACCGACCUGCUUAUUCCAAUGCCUUUACCAAUACCAAUGCUAAUGCUUCCGGGGCUCAAAGUUUAUAUAAUCCUGGAAGCUAUUUUGAUACUAAAACUAAAGCUAUUUACGUACCUAAGAACAAGAAUCAACUGACUAUGACCGGCAUGUCAAGUAUGCCAGCUAGAAUUGAAGAAACUAGUAGCAGCUAUUGUCCACACGCACCAGCUGUUGAACCAAUUUUGUUUGUACCACCUCAUGUUUUGGCAAAGUCUGAUAGUUCAGAGAACUACAACAGUAGAAUUGAAGAAAUUAGUAGCAGCAAUUGCCCACACGCUGCACCAAUUCACUUUGUGCCACAUCAAAUGUGA
Solanum dulcamara is the source of this 948-nucleotide messenger RNA. RefSeq lists its product as uncharacterized. The record is from RefSeq and is a predicted model, not a curated record. The transcript has 2 exons. The coding region runs from base 1 to 948 and encodes 315 amino acids. Gene Ontology annotation, biological process: regulation of gene expression. Gene Ontology annotation, cellular component: peroxisome. Lineage: Eukaryota; Viridiplantae; Streptophyta; Magnoliopsida; Solanales; Solanaceae. Gene Ontology annotation, molecular function: RNA nuclease activity.